This is a messenger RNA of Gymnodraco acuticeps, 3262 nucleotides long. RefSeq lists its product as uncharacterized. Bases 1958 to 2602 code for a protein of 214 amino acids. Gene Ontology annotation, molecular function: 2-oxoglutarate-dependent dioxygenase activity; methyltransferase activity. The record is from RefSeq and is a predicted model, not a curated record. NCBI's taxonomy places the organism in Eukaryota, Metazoa, Chordata, Actinopteri, Perciformes, Bathydraconidae. The transcript has 2 exons.
GUGAGGAUGUGUUGUCCUGAUAGGCGCGCAAGCAGGCCCGAAACGUGGAGGCGCUCCGGUCUCUUCACGAUAUCCCCGGUGCAGAACCUCCUCAGUACAGCAGAAUAGGUGAAGCAGGCCCAGCUCGAGGCGUAGAGGUGCUCCGGUCUCUCCGCGAUGUCCCCGGUGAAGAUCCUCCUCAGCAAAGCAGUACAGGAUAGGUGAAGCAGGUCCAGCCCGAAACGUAGAGGCGCUCCGGUCUCUCCGCGAUAUGCCCGUGGUAAAACCUCCUCGGCAACGUAGAGCACGACAGGUGGAGCAGGUGGAUACAGGCCUCCGCUACAGCAGGUUUAAAGCAGGCCGCAGCCCGAACGUGAAGCCGCUCCGGUCUCUCCGUUACAUCCCCGUCCCCGGGGCAAAAUCUCGCCAGGACAGCAGCACACGACAAGUGGAAGCAGGUCCCCGCCACAGCACAACUGGACAGGUGGAAAAGGAGGCCCCAGCCCGAGCAACAACGUGCAGCCGCACCGUCUCUCCGCGACUUCCCGGGGAAAAAAAAAAAAAAAAAAAACCUCCCCACAACAGCACAGGUAAACCUCCUCUCCACGCCGACGGAAGAGAGGCAGCCCUGCCCCUCACUUUCCACGCUCCGUGAGGCGGAUGAGAAAAUGCGCUCCGCUCGCUCUGAUCGACGAGUGUUGAGUGUGGAAUGCUGUGUGGUACACAAAUACAAAUUUGCUUUAAGUUACGGAGUGCCAACUUGCUCAUGCCUUGUACUUACUGUAUUUGCAAAAAAACAGAAAUAAAUACACUCUUAACUUGUUGCAGGAUGUUAACUCAUAAAAAACAUUAAUGGAUAGAUUAAUGGUUUGCAUGUUAUCAUCAACAGUGAUAUUAAAGUAUAACUGAGGCAGAUUGGCACUUUGACAGGAGUUUUAUAGGAAUCCUGUAAUGAACAAAUGUGUAGCAAUAAGUUGAAACCUUGUUCAGUUGGUGGAUGCCCAAUGAAGUCGGGGGAUCAAAAAGUCAUUUUUAAUCAUCCUCUUAGGAGCAUAAACGUCUGUAACUAAUGUCAUGCCUAAACAAACUAAGAUGGCGCCGCAGAUGGCUGCUUCGGUGUUUUGGUGCGCCAAACUCUUUCACCAGGGAAGAGCUCCUAAACAUUAGAGAAAGAACUUCAGCGGAUUAUCUUCCCACUUUUCUCUGCUUUUCCGUGGAAUUAUUGGACAUUCUUGUCAAUGGUACCCUCACGUGUAUUCAAGCACUGAAACGCCACAGGAGAGGGAGACGGGCCGGGGCACUCGUGCGCCUCCGGAGCCGCGGACUUCGCACGCCGCUACCCGGAAUAUUCCUCUCCAACGUGCGUUCCAUAAGCAAUAAACUGGACGAGCUUCAGCUACUGGUUAGUAGAAACAGAGACUUUUCUUCAUCUUGUGUUUUGUGCUUCACUGAGACCUGGCUGUGUGGAUCAAUUCCAGGACUUGGCGCUGCAGCUGGGAGGCUUCCAGCUGUUCAGAGCGGAUCAUGACAUGGAGCUCUAAUCAAAAGACCCACUCCUGGAUCCCCUGCAGUUCGCCUACAGAGCCAACAGGUCUGUGGACGACGCUGUCAACAUGGCCCUUCACUUCCCCCCCCCAGCACCUGGACACAGCAGGAACCUACGCCAUCUUCAACACCAUCAUCCCGGUUCUGCUGCAGGACAAGCUCUCCCAGCUGCACGUGCCCGACUCCACCUGCAGGUGGAUCACAGACUUCCUGUCUGACAGGAAGCAGCAAGUGAGGCUGGGGAAACAUGUCUCUGACCCCCGGACCAUCAGCACCGGUUCCCCUCAAGGCUGCGUUAUUUCCCCUCUGCUCUUCUCCCUGUACACCAACAGCUGCACCUCCAGUCACCAGUCUGUCAAGCUACUUAAGUUCAGACGACACCACCCUCAUCGGACUCAUCUCUGGUGGGGACGAGUCUGCCUACAGGUGGUAGAUGGACCAUCUGGUGACCUGGUGUGAGGAAAACCACCUGGAGCUCAACGCCCUGAAGACAGUUGAGAUAGUUGUGGACUUCAGGAAGAACGCAGCCCCACCCGCCCCCAUCACUCUGUGUGACUCCCCAGUAACUGCUGUGGAGUCUUUCCGCUUCCUGGGCACCAUCAUCGCCCAGGACCUCAAAUGGGAGCAGAACAUCUGCUCCCUCAUCAAAAAAGCACAGCAGAGGAUGUUCUUCCUGAGGCAGCUGAAGAAAUUCAACCUGCCAAAGACAAUGAUGGUGAACUUCUACACUUCCAUCAUCGAUUCCAUCCUCACCUCCUCCAUCACCAUCUGGUAUGCCACAGCCAAGGAUAAGGGCAGGCUGCAGUGUGUCAUCCGCUCUGCAGAGAAGGUGAUCGGCUGCAAUCUGCCAUCCCUCCACAACCUGCACGCCUCCAGAACCCUGAGGCGGGCAGGGAAGAUAGUGGCCGACCCCUCCCACCCUGGACACAAACUGUUCAAACCCCCUCCCCUCUGGCAGGAGGCUGCGCUCCAUCAGGACCAAAACCUCUCGCCACCUGAACAGCUUCUUCCCCUCCGCUACCGGCCUCUUAAACAAUGCCCGGCCCCCCCACUGACACUUACCACAGCCACAACGUAGUCUCUAUAUGCAUUACAUUAAUGCACACAAUGUUCAUACUGCUUACUGCACAUAUUUCUUGUUUCAUAUUUCAUAUUUUAUAUCCUAUAAUUCAUUCAUAGUAUUUCCAUGUAAAUGACUGAUUUAUUUUAUUGCUAUUUAACUAUAUUUUAUUACGGUGUCCUUAAAGAUUUUUUGUUUUAUAUUAGAUUUCUUGUUUUAUAUUUUAUGUCUGCAUCAUGACAUCAAGUCAAAUUCCUCGUAUGUGUGAACCUACCUGGCAAUAAACCUGUUUCUGAUUUCUGAUUCUGAUGCCAAUUCAACUAAUAGAUGUCCAAUGGUUGUUGGUUGAAUAUUGGAUUGGAGCCACGUUUGCAAUUGUGCAUAAAAAGAAACAUUAAUUAUAUUUUCAAAGCCAUUAAAUAAACAAAUGUGACAUUUUUAUGAUCACAGCCACACCUCUAAGUUGCUUGAAAGGCGUGUGUUGAAGCUAAGCCAAAAAUGUUUGGGUUUUGCAUAUUUUUUACAACAACAUCAGUAGAUGUUAAAGGAUCUCUGGGAGUUUCUCUGUUAUCAAACUUUAUUAAAGAAAAAUAUAGAACAAACAUUUUUAAAAAACAACGUUUUGUCAAGUAGAGCUGAUCUUUUGCAGGGGUAGACAUUAAGGGUAAAAUGCCACUG